CAGCGCCGCUUCCCCUUCGCCCACCGUGAACGGUCCCAGCAAGCGUGCACUGGCCCGCGGGAGCCCGGAGCGCUCGGGAACGCGCAAACGCGCGCCCCGGCCCCCCCAGCACAAGAGCCGGAGAGAGGGAGGCGAAGGAGGAAGGCGGCAUCAUCAUCACCACCAGCAUCAGCAUCAGCAUCAGCAGCGGCCGCUACAUUGGCUUGCAUGAGACUACUCGGGCUCCCCUCCGAUCCGCACUGCCUGCUUCCAGCCAGCAUUCACCCUUGCGCCGCGAUGAAACGGGCAAGGAGAGCAGCGAUCCUGCCGACUGGCCGCUGAACGAGGAAGGACAAGGGCGACCUGGCGAGACUUGGUCGGGAUUGGAAUGGUCUGAAGUCAGCGUGUUAUUGGACAUGGGCGUUGGCUGGUGGUACCGACUGGGCGCGUUGCUCCUCGUGUCUAGCCUAACCUGGCGACAGAGUUUUUCGCAGAGUGUCGCUCCAGUGAUGAAGCAACGGAAUAAUGACAACAUCACAAUCUUCACUCGAAUACUGGACAGUCUUCUGGACGGAUAUGAUAACAGGCUCAGACCUGGCCUGGGAGAAAGAAUAACGGAAGUUAAAACUGAUAUCUACGUUACAAGCUUUGGUCCAGUGUCGGAUACUGAAAUGGAGUACACCAUCGAUGUAUUCUUCCGUCAGAGUUGGAAGGACGAGCGGCUGAAGUUUAAGGGACCAAUGCAGCGUCUGUCCCUGAAUAACAUGCUGGCCAGUAAGAUAUGGACUCCGGACACGUUCUUUCACAAUGGCAAGAAGUCCAUUGCUCACAACAUGACCACCCCAAACAAGUUGCUCAGGUUGGUCGAGGACGGUACUCUGCUCUACACUAUGAGGUUAACCAUUUCUGCUGAGUGCCCCAUGCAACUAGAAGACUUCCCAAUGGACGUUCAUGCUUGCCCCCUUAAAUUUGGAAGCUAUGCGUAUCCGAACUCUGAGGUCGUUUAUAUAUGGACUAACGAGACGUACAAAUCUGUGGUUGUGGCUGAAGACGGCUCUCGCCUGAAUCAAUACGACUUGUUGGGACACACAGUGGGAGAUGAACUGAUCAGAUCAAGCACAGGCGAUUAUGUAGUGAUGACAGCACAUUUCCAUUUGAAGAGAAAAAUAGGUUAUUUUGUCAUCCAAACCUAUCUCCCCUGCAUCAUGACUGUUAUCUUAUCCCAGAUGUCAUUUUGGUUGAACAGAGAAUCUGUCCCUGCCAGAACAGUGUUUGGUGUGACCACUGUGCUGACAAUGACAACUCUGAGCAUCAGCGCAAGAAACUCGUUGCCAAAAGUAGCAUAUGCCACCGCAAUGGACUGGUUCAUAGCUGUCUGCUACGCAUUUGUCUUCUCCGCUCUCAUAGAGUUUGCGACAGUCAAUUACUUCACUAAACGAAGCUGGGCAUGGGAUGGGAAAAAAGCCAUGGAAGCCUAUCAGUCCAAGAAAAAGGACACUUUGACAAGAAACAUGAACAAUGCAUACGCCAUCGGAGGGAUGGCCUAUACGCCAAACAUUACGAAGGAACCCGUCAUCUCGAGUAUUUCCAAGAGCACCACCGUGCACAUGAAGGCAGAAGAAAAAGUGGCUGAAAGUAAAAAAUCUUAUAACAGCGUCAGCAAAAUUGACAAAAUGGCCAGAGUUGUGUUUCCUGUCUUCUUUGGCAUCUUCAAUUUGGUUUACUGGGCAACGUACCUGAACAGGGAUCCAGUUAUAAAAGAAGCCUUUACUCCAAACUAACCAUCUAGGGGAAGUAAAGGGCCUGUCCCACGGGCAUGCGACUCCAUGCGGCAAGCACGACCUAAAGGGCCGGUCCCACCAGCAUGCGCCUGCAUGCGGCAAGCGCCACCUAACGUGGUCACUUGAGCCGUACGGCCUCGCGGGGCCGGUCCCACUUCGAUCGCCGGAGCCGUAUGGAGUUGUGCGGAGCUGGUCCCGACAUCGCUCGGGGCUCCGAAAAACUGACCUGUUUAAAAAUUCCGCGCGGCAACGGCCUGCCGGCCCGCAGCCGCCUCGACACCGUGUCACUCACUCGACCUCCGCGCAGCUCUCGCUUCUGGUUUGGUCGCACUUGCCGCAUGCCGUACGGCUCAAGCGACCACGUUAGGUCGCGCUUGGCGCAUGCAGGCGCAUGCUGGUGGGACUGGCCCUUUAGGCCGCGCUUGCCGCACGCAGGUCGCAUGCCCGUGGGACAGGCCCUUUACUCAAUCUGUUGACCAUAUCCCUAGACACUGGUGUAAGCAGGGAAGAUUUUAAGCGCCUGACAAUUUUAUACUGUAUGAUUAUCCAAAAUAUUUCAGACCUUUUUUCAUACGUCUUGCAUGUCGUAAGCAGAUGAUGCCAGAUUUCCUUUGACAGUUUCUAUAUUUAAAUGGCAAAUGAAACAGGGCACAACGAUUACUUUGAGAAUGCUGCAAUUAAAAAAAAACAGAACAAUGGUAAUGAAGUUUGACUUUUGUGUAUGCAGGUUGAAAAUAAAGUACUGCAGAUACUUAUGUGUCUGAAUUCUGUGGCUUAAUUCUGUACUUUGUAGAUUGAGUUCCCUUUGAAGGUGAUAAUGAUAGCUGUUGAAUGAUGUUCUUUCAAUGGAGA
Molecule: messenger RNA, 2612 nt
Organism: Leucoraja erinaceus (little skate)
Lineage: Eukaryota; Metazoa; Chordata; Chondrichthyes; Rajiformes; Rajidae
Gene: gabra5
Product: gamma-aminobutyric acid type A receptor subunit alpha5
Exons: 10
Coding region: 396-1760 (454 amino acids)
Biological process (GO): signal transduction; monoatomic ion transmembrane transport; synaptic transmission, GABAergic
Cellular component (GO): GABA-A receptor complex; dendrite membrane; postsynapse
Molecular function (GO): inhibitory extracellular ligand-gated monoatomic ion channel activity; benzodiazepine receptor activity; transmitter-gated monoatomic ion channel activity involved in regulation of postsynaptic membrane potential
Source: RefSeq, a predicted model, not a curated record